Messenger RNA from Labrus bergylta (ballan wrasse), 3768 nucleotides. RefSeq names its product putative ferric-chelate reductase 1. The record is from RefSeq and is a predicted model, not a curated record. Lineage: Eukaryota; Metazoa; Chordata; Actinopteri; Labriformes; Labridae. Gene Ontology annotation, cellular component: membrane.
GAUAAUAAAGCUAACCUUGAACCUUUUGGCCUCCUCCCAGUGCUCCGAAUAUCUUUCCCCUCAGUCUUUAUUAUUUCCCAACAGACCCCGCCCAAGCUUGUCAAGGUUGAAUAACAGCAUUGUGUACCGCAAAGUUUCUGUUUCUCAGUUAUUCUUUGAGCAGAGUGGGAAGUGAUCAUUUCAAUGAAAUGGAGCAUGUUGUGUUGCUGCUGGUUCUUGUUGCUCCCGUGGUUUACUGCUAUAGUUCAGGUCUAGUUAUGGAUAGCUGUAAAGACAUGCGACCACACCACUCUGGAGUGAGCCCGCAGACAGAUCCUGCACCCUUUAAUGUCACUACAGACAACAACAAGUACACACUUGGAGAGGUGGUGACAGGUAAGGAUUAGACUAAUCUCUAAUGGGUUAAAAUGCAAAUAUAGUAAGGUAGUCAAUCAAUUAAAAAAAAAACAAGUCUGAAUCCAUCUUCUGCACUUCAAUGAUUUGUUUCUUUUUUUCUGUUUUUAUUGUCAUCGCAAAUUCAGCACUUUGGGUUUCCAAAGCUAGAAAUUAAAUCUAUUACUAAGAUAGUCAUGUAACAUUUGAUUGCUCAUUAAAUCAAUCACUCUAAUAUUAGAGAAUUUUUCGUUUUUAUAUUGAUAAAGUGAAAAACGAGUAAGACUCCUGCAGCUGAUGGUCUCCUAGCUGUAAAGACUGGCAGGGGGCUCAGGAGGAUCAUCGGCAGCAGCCGCUGUGCUGGAAAUGCUUUCUCAGCCUAACUUUCAGACAGUAUAAUGAAGACAAGAUGGUCUUCCUUAUUAGCCGAUACUGAUUGCCACUGGAUAACUAAUAGGCCGAUAUUAUCUGCUGGCUGAUGAAUCGGUCGGGCUCUAGUUAAAACCUUUGUUAUUGUAAACAUAAUACAUUGUCUAAUAGUUUGAAUGAUGAGGGAAACAGAACGAGGACAAAACUAAACUGUAUAUUUAUGACUGUAUGUACUUUUUAAAAAUAUAAUUAAAUUGUUUUGGAAUAAAAAAAACUGUUCUGAAGGUCUUCAGCCUCACCUGUUACCUCCUCCACCUGCCUUCCCAAGAAUUCUAGUCUGUUACGCUUUUGAUGGUUUUUGUGUUGCCUUUUACUGUUUUUCCCAGUGACUGCAGCCGUCUCUUUUAUAUCUGUCCCGCUCGCUGGCUGGUUUCUUAGAUUUCUUUGCCAAUCGUGAUUUCUUUGUUUGUGCAGCGGUCUCUGGAGAUAGCCUAACUUGUAAGAGUAAACCACUUCUAACAUCCAGCUGGUCCUCCAGGGAUCUACGUGCAUAUGAGUGCAUUGAGGAGUGAUAAUCCUCAUUCAUGUCCAUAAUGUUUGAAUAAGAAAAAUAAAUAAAUAGGUGCAAAAAAAGAGUUCUUCUUGUCCCUCCUGGACCUCCCAAUGGCCAUCCCACCCCGGAAAUAGGAGAGGUGUUGUUGAACCCAGCUCACCUGCACUUAAAGCUAUAGGAACAUGGUGUUCUGAGCAGGGCUGGAGUAGAGAGGUUUAUAGGCAUGAUCAAAUACAGGAUAACUAAAUCACUAUUCUGUGUACCUUGAAUUAAAGUUUUAUAAUGUAACAUAUGAAACAUUUUCUCCUUGCAACAGUAGAACCUCACACCUUCAGCUCUCCCUUUCCUUUGCACACAUACAAUCAACUACCAACCAUUCCCCAUCUACCCUGUUAUGUGGAGGCAAAUGGAACACGCGUACACCUGUGGCCUCCUCCCAGUGCUCCGAAUAUCUGUCCCCUCAGUCUUCAUUAUUUCCCAACAGACCCCGCCCAAGCUUGUCAAGGUUGAAUAACAGCAUUGUGUACCGCAAGGUUUCUGUUUUUCAGUUAUUCUUUGAGCAGAGUGAGAAGUGAUCAUUUCAAUGAAAUGGAGCAUGUUGUGUUGCUGCUGGUUCUUGUUGCUCCCGUGGUUUACUGCUAUAGUUCAGGUCUAGUUAUGGAUAGCUGUAAAGACAUGCGACCACACCACUCUGGAGUGAGCCCGCAGACAGAUCCUGCACCCUUUAAUGUCACUACAGACAACAACAAGUACACACUUGGAGAGGUGGUGACAGUGACGCUCCAGGCUACAGCCUCGAUACCAUUCAUUGGUUUCCUGUUACAAGCGAGAGAGGUGGGGGGCUGGUCUCCUGUGGGCUCCUUCAUCCUGACAGAUGAGUCUACUCAACAACUCACCUGCAACCAGAAACUGAACUCAGCUUUAUCCCACAAAUCAGAGUCGGUUAAGACCUCCAUUCAGGUGAAGUGGAAACCAGAAGUGUCAGCUUCUGUGAAACCCGUUCAGUUCCAGGCUGCCAUCGUGCAGAAUUACAGGACAUUCUGGGUUGAUGUUAAAAGUCCUGCCCUGACCUUCAGAAAAGACUCUACUGGUGGAUCUACAAGCACCCCACAAAAAAACAGUCCUACCACUACAACAGCACUAGCAAUGACAGCUGCAGUAAAUCAGCCUGCACCACCUGCUAAAAAUAUCUCCAGCAAAGACUGUGGUGUGACCAAGGUGUGUUUCAGUCAACCUUCAAACUGUGACCCCACAGUCACCGCUGACUGUUAUUUCAUGUCAGCCAGAGCGUUGUCUCCCAGUGACGUAGCCGUACACUACGAGAUAACAGGACCCUCUGAUGGAUACAUCGCCAUUGGAUUCUCAGACGACAGGAUGAUGGGAAAUGAUGACAUAUAUAUCUGUGUCAUAGGAAGCAAUGGCCUCGUGCAGUUGCAGCAUGCUUUUUCAACAGGAAGAAAAGCUCCUCAAAUUGUUCCUCUGGGGAAUGUUUCUGAUGUGAGCGCGUCAGUACAAGGCAGAGUUAUCAGCUGCUCCUUUACCUCCAUGAACAUCUUGUCUACUCUGAGGACCACUGGCUCCAACAAAACCUACCAUAUCCUGUUCGCCCAUGGACCCAGCAACAACGGACAAAUCAAGUUCCAUAAAGCUACCUUCAGCAGCACUGACAAGAUAGACAUUUAUAGACCUCAGCUUGUCAGCAAAGGUGGAUUGCCUAAUUUCAUCAAAGCACACGGAGCACUGAUGCUGAUAGCUUGGAUGACCAUGGGAUCCGUAGGAAUGAUGGUAGCCCGAUAUCGGCAUGGAUAUGCUAAAGGAAAGAAGCUGUGGGGAAAAGAUAUCUGGUUUGUGGUCCAUGUUGCUGUGAUGAGUCUGACAGUAGCAACCACAGUCAUCGCCUUUAUCCUUCCCUUCUCGUUUAUAAAGGCCUGGUCUGGGGGGGCUCAUCCUGUGUUAGGCUGCCUGGUUAUGAUCCUUUCAUUCGUUCAAAUCACACUGGCUCUGCUUCGCUGCGGACCUGGACAUCCAAAGAGGUUUCUGUUUAACUGGACUCAUGCUUUGAACGGACUGGGAAUAAGAGCUUUAUCUGUGGCAGGAGUAUUUACGGGCUUGAAGUUGAUUGACAGCUCUCUGGACCAGUGGCUGAUGAAAGUGAUGGGUGGUUUUGUCGGCUGGGAAGUUUUGUUCUUCAUCCUGUUGUUUGUCAAUUUUAAAUGGAAGGUUCCCAGAAAAGAUACUUCAGAGUCAAAGAAGAUAACACCCGAUGUUCUCCUGACGGUUCUGUUCUUCUUUGGAAACUUGUCCUUUCUGGUGGCUUUACUUGUUGGAAUUGGGAGGUCAUAAGAAGAACCACAAUGAAGCCAAAUCAACCCUCAGAGGAUAUCUAUCAACAUGAAUCAAACAUUAGCCAGCUUGAUGGACAGUUUUCUAUUGUUGAGAGUUUUUCUAUUUUCAAAUAAAAUGCUGGAAUUUAU